AUGAGUCGCCACUACAUGAAGUUGUUAAAAGAGCCAGACCGCGUAGCCAAGACAGUUCAACAACAUGGUCAAUUGCGCUUAAUCUUUCUUCAACAUAACAAUCCUGCAGUGAAAGAACAUGCAUGUAAACUUAUUGAAAUUCUGGUUCAAGCUGAAUUCCUAAAAGCUACAGCAGGUGGAACAACCCCAUUAGAUCCUGAACAUGAAUAUGAGAUUAAUAAAAUUGAAAGAAGACUAAAACUACCUCUCACUGAUCAUCAAGUUAAAACUAUUCAUGAUUUAGCGAUACAAAUAACUCAAGCAUCGAUAAAAUUGCACGCUAGUCUUACAGGAAUUGGUUACAAUGUUGAUCAGACCCUAGGGACAGAUAAACAGGUUUUUAGCAUAAUGGGACCUCAUCGUGAUCAUUACUAUGGUGACAUAUUUGUUAUCUUUAAACUUGAAAUAAUGCUUCAUCCCGAUGCUAAUUUUUCUGUCCAGGCAGCAACUACUUUUGGUCCUAGCUUAAGUGCUUACACACAUCGUUCGUGGUUAAAAAAUCCGAAUAAUGACGGGAAAUGCACCGAGCAAUUCCAUAGUUCCAAACUACAUUGUUCUGUUCCGCAUUAUGAAUAUGCAGCAGCUAGAGAACUAGUUGCUUUAACUGGUAAAGACAAACAAACGAUGGAUGCACGUUGA
Messenger RNA from Didymodactylos carnosus, 678 nucleotides. The record is from the annotation of a GenBank genome assembly. Lineage: Eukaryota; Metazoa; Rotifera; Eurotatoria; Philodinida; Philodinidae.